GCAGUUCGCGGGUAGAAAGGUGCUGGUGUGGAGACCGCUUCCGGACUCCAGCAUUGCGGCCUCACCAAUGGACCUGAUUGGUUUUGGUUAUGCAGCCCUUGUGACGUUUGGAAGCAUUUUAGGAUAUAAGCGGAGAGGUGGUGUUCCAUCUUUGAUUGCUGGUCUUUUUGUUGGAUUUUUGGCGGCCUAUGGAGCUUACCGUGUCUCCAUGGACAAACGAGAUGUUAAAAUAUCACUAUUUACAGAUUUCUUCCUGGCCACAAUAAUGGGUGUGAGAUUUAAGCGUUCUAAGAAAAUAAUGCCUGCUGGGCUGGUUGCAGGUUUAAGCCUCAUGAUGAUCCUGAGACUUGUCCUACUGUUGCUGUGAGCAUCCAGAAGAACCGAAAACUAAAUUCCUGUCAUUCUACUGUAAUGGGCAGAGUAUUCUUUGUACUUAAAAGAUAAAUUUCAAUAUAGAAUGUCAAGUCUCUUAUUUUAUGUCAGAAGCAAAAGUUAUACUGUCUCCUCUAAGAUGAAUAAAAGUUUAAGGUAGUUUUUUUUUUUAACAGCAAAAAUUUAAA
Messenger RNA from Ictidomys tridecemlineatus (thirteen-lined ground squirrel), 560 nucleotides. Its product is annotated as transmembrane protein 14A. The record is from RefSeq and is a predicted model, not a curated record. Gene Ontology annotation, cellular component: mitochondrial membrane. NCBI's taxonomy places the organism in Eukaryota, Metazoa, Chordata, Mammalia, Rodentia, Sciuridae. Gene Ontology annotation, biological process: regulation of heme biosynthetic process.